AUGGGAGACGAGCUGGACCUGAAGACUGUGGGAGACAUUAUCGCUAUAAUUGAAGACAAGGCAGAUGAGGCUGCAGAGGCUUUGGAUGCAGCUGCAGUUGAAGCUGCUUUGUCCCUCUGUGAGGAGAAUGUCCACGCCCUAUCUGGAUCCUGGGCAACCGGGCCAUUCCAUCCCCAAGAGCCUCACCCCACAGUGUCUGUGGUGGUCACACAGUCCUCAUCCUUUCAUCGCAGCCUGGAGGGGGGAGCAGACGCUUCGCUCUCUUCUCUGUACAGCAGUCAAGAAAACAACCUCACAGUGUUUCCUGUGGAACUGAGGAGCCUUCCUCUCAGCUCCUCAUGCAGCUCAAAGACUUUGGAGCGCUGCCGCGUUGCAACACCUCCACAGGCCGAUGCAACAAGAGAGACUAAGGAGGCAGGGGACCCUAACAAACAAGCUUUAAUGGAUGGCAGCAAAGAACGGGAAAGGGAAAAUAAGCCACAGCAACUAUAUGAAAAAGACUAUAGAGACUCAGUAUUAGAAGAUAACUCACAGACUGACUGGCAGCCCGAGGAGGCAAAAGUGGAGGAUGGAGUCAGUGCUGGCGAAGGGGAGGACUCCUCUGAGACCAAAGCAGACAGCGAGGUCAUCGAGCCCGAGGUGUGCGAAGAGGACGAAUGUGACGAGGUGGAGGAAUUCUUCUCAGAACCAGACGGAGAAAUGGAGCUAGAACCUGCAGCCAGUGAGAGCGAGGACGGCUACAGCCUUCACACGGCGUCCUCGUCUCUACAGCUCCACACAACCGCAGACUCAAUCCCCAGCAGCCCCACCUCAUCGCAGUUUUCGAUGUGCAGCGAGGACCUGGAAGCUCUGCAGGCUCACAAGAUCUGGAAGAAAGCCAUAAUGCUUGUGUGGCGCGCAGCAGCCAAUCACAGGUAUGCAAAUGUUUUCCUUCAACCAGUAACGGAUGAAAUUGCACCUGGAUACCAUAGUAUUGUGCACAGGUAA
Molecule: messenger RNA, 987 nt
Organism: Nematolebias whitei (Rio pearlfish)
Lineage: Eukaryota; Metazoa; Chordata; Actinopteri; Cyprinodontiformes; Rivulidae
Product: bromodomain-containing protein 8
Exons: 6
Coding region: 1-987 (328 amino acids)
Cellular component (GO): NuA4 histone acetyltransferase complex
Molecular function (GO): protein binding
Source: RefSeq, a predicted model, not a curated record